GUUAAUCUGUUCGGUUAUACAUGUAGACAUUGAAGACGACGCAACUGUACUUGAUAGCGACUACGACUGUAUUGGGAGUUUGGUCGAAGAAGUUUCGGCCUACAAUGCCGAAUCGGAGAAGGACACUUUUGUCGGACGACUGUCACAAUUUAAGCUGAAUGGUUUAGACAUCAUCAAAAUCAUGGACGACAUCGCAAAUUACAGGUCGAAGGAAAGUUCCUUCGGAUCCUAUGACCCUGGCUUGCUUACACUAAUGGAUAAUUGGAAGGAAAGUAUCGAAGUGACGGCUUUAACUAUGAAAACUGAAAGAAUUAGGGCCUUUCCACUACAGUUCCAAGGUAGUGGAGGAUUAAUGGAGUACCGAUUAAGGCAGGAGCCCUGUCUCAGCGUCCGACUAUCCUUGAAGACAUCGAUGAGCAAUGGAAUUAUCCUGGCUGCGACAAACUUCAAGGAGGAUUUCGUUGGAUUGGAGCUAGCCGAUGCUCAUUUGCGUGCAAAGUAUCAAUAUGAUUCAAACCGAGGGCAGUUAGCUUUCGAAAAAACGGCUCCUCUGAACGACACACAAUGGCAUGACAUUAAAGUUCAGGUGUGUACGGUGGACAUGUUUACGCUGGAGAUUGAAUUCGAUGGCGCAAAGCUGACUCCACUGGACCUUCCCAUAGGUCAGGCGGACGCGUCCCGUCAUGCCUUUGAAAGCCUCUUCCUAGGGGGAAUUCCUAUUGAGAAUGCAAAAGAAUUAAGGAGUAGCUUUCGACCGACUUCUGAGUACGAUGGGUGUCUAGCUGACAUAGAAAUCGUUCAAAAGUCGACGGGCUCACCCUUCGUCAUAGAAUCAAACGUCUUUCUUCCUCCAAAAAAUCCUCUUCGAACUGCCAAAUACACGAGAGGCAUCAAAUUGGGUUGCAGCCUCAUUGAGCAAAAAACCAAUGAGGGCGCCUGGAAGGCCGGCAGCGCUCCCAGCCAAUGCCGACCUGGGGCCUGUGGAUUUGGUGGCCGCUGCGUCCAACAACUUGAUACGUACUUUUGCGACUGUACCAUGUCUGGGUUCAGUGGACCAGUUUGCACUGAUGGUACUCUUUUUAAACUCUCCACAAUUGCAACGGCAAUUAAGUACUCAAGAAAUAUGGCGGGAUGUGCUAUUUUUGAGUUCAGUCCUCUUCGUAAUACAUCACGGGACACAAUAUCCUUCGGCAUUCAGACAGUUCAAAAGUCACGGGCAACUUUGCUUCACAUCACAAGCCACAGUAAAUCCCUUGACUUCCUCAGACUCGAGUUGGUGCCGUUCAGAAAGGUGUUCGUUUUACGCUUGACGUACAACAUGGGAAGCGGAAUCCAGAUAUUGCAGGAGUCUAACGUCGAUAUAGUUGAUGGGUUGUUCCACGUCGUUCGGGUGAUCCGCAACAAUGCGUAUUUGCAACUGCAAGUCGACUCGGAAGCCGUUCUUGAAUCAACAUCAGAGGGAUCUAGUGGGAACCACUUCAAUGAAGUAUACCAAGUUUACGUGGGAUGUGAUCCCACAAUAAUGUCAGUGAGUGUAGCGAACUACGUUGGACCAGCCUUCGUCGGCCACAUCAGUGGUGUUAACAUAAAUGGCGUCUUUCUGGCCGACCUUCUGCUUGGCGAAACUAUCAGUGGAAUCGUCUAUAAGGGCGGGAAGGAUAUCUUGAUUGAUCCAACGUUUACCCCAAAGGUUCGACAAAUAGCAAAUUUGCCCGCAAAUGAUAUGGGAGCUGAACAGGUUCGAAGCAUGACUCAGCACCACCAAGCUCCAGCGAUUGCAGACACAGGUAGCGUUGAAAUCGGCGGAAAAUUGUAUUCCUCUGAGUCUGAGGAACUUUUCCCACCUUGGAGCCAUGACCGUGCACCCCAAGACGAUGCUAUUCGAUUCAACGGCGCGGACAACAGUGUCAAUGUCGAGGAUCUCUCCGAAUCCGAAGGAAAUGGUCAAGUGGGAAUUGCGAAUUACCUCCCAUCUCUCAAUACCUGGCUUCUUUUAGCUGGUUGUGGCGCUAUGCUCCUUCUUAUAGCCUUAAUCAUUGGCUAUGCUGUUUAUAAAUUCCGCCGACGAAAUGAGGGUUCCUAUAACGUGGAGGAAAAUAGGACAUUCAUAAAUCAGCGCUCCACUUCAACGCUCGCACCAACACCACUUUUACCUCCCUCUCUAGAAACAGCAACCGAACUAGCCCCUCUUCGAAGGUGCACCCCGGUCGAAAUCGAAUUCCCAAAUAAAGAGUGGUAUGUAUAG
This is a messenger RNA of Hydatigera taeniaeformis, 2245 nucleotides long. The record is from the annotation of a GenBank genome assembly. Lineage: Eukaryota; Metazoa; Platyhelminthes; Cestoda; Cyclophyllidea; Taeniidae.